GUCAGUCAAAGGACAUUUAAAUGGCUACACUGUGCAGAACUGUACAGUCGCUCGCGCUGUCAUGAAAUAACUUCAUUCUUUUUUCACUCCCGUUCAUUUAAUAGCGGUUUGCUUUCCUGCAUUUCUUAUAUUGCAAACAAAGAUUUAAAUCACUCGUAUAUAAACAUCUACGCACGAAAAGCCCCCAAAAAUGAGCGAGGAGGAAGAUACACUGGUGAAAACUAGGCAUGCAUUUGAAGAUCUGUGUCGAGCUCUGAAUAUGGAUGAAGAGUCGAGUAACAGGGCAUGGAGGAGUUAUGAAAAUAUCAGCAAAAAUUACACUCUGGAGGGUAGUGACCUGCACUGGUUGGCGUGUGCUCUGUAUGUGGCCUGCAGGUCUUCAGUGCCCACUAUAGGUAAAGGCACAACGGAGGGCAACUACGUCUCUCUGACCAGGAUACUGCGCUCAUCACAACAGAGUCUGAUCGAGUUUUUCAAUAAAAUGAAGAAAUGGCAGGAUAUGGCCAACCUGCCCAUUGAGUUCCAGCAGAGCACAGAAAAACUGGAGAGGAACUUCACCGUCACAUCUGUCAUCUUUAAGAAAUAUGUUCCCUUAUUCAAAGACAUCUUCAAGGCGCCCACUGAUGAAUUACCCAGAACACACAGAGGCAGGAAACAGAGACGGCAUCCCUGCACCGUCACUGAGGUGUUCAAUUUCUGCUGGAUCCUGUUCAUACAUGCCAAAGGAAACUUCCCAAUGAUCAGUGAUGAUCUGGUGAACUCGUAUCAUCUGCUCCUGUGUGCUCUGGAUCUGGUUUACUGCAACGCACUUCUGUGCUCUACUCGUAAAGAUCUGCUCAACCCAGCCUUUAAAGGGUUGCCUGAGGACUUCAACAGUAAAGAUUAUAAGCCAGGCCCAGGCUCAUUAUGUUUCAUAGAGCAGCUGUGUGAGCUUCAUGAUGGUCUGGUGCUGGAGGCCAAAGGAGCAAAGGAGCAUUUCUGGAAACCCUUCAUCAAGAAACUCUUUGAGCGCAAGGUUUUAAAGGGAAAAGAAGACACGCUGACAGGAUUUUUGGAGCCGGUGAAUUUUGGUGACAGUCUAGCUUCUCUGAACCGUGUGUACGAGGAACAUGUGUUAUCAUCUGGUUCUCUGGAUGAGAGAAUAUUUCUGGGAGAAGCAGCCAGAGAAGACAUUGGUACCCCAGGACCUUGUUUCUAUGAAGGGAUAGAGAACCAGGAACAACCGACCAACCCCCUCCAGAACUCAAUGACAGCGUCUGCUCUGAAAGUGUGUACUCCUUUGACAGGAAGGAGGUACGUCCCGGAGAGCAGCGUGGGUACCCCCGUUUCCAUGGCGAUGCAGAGUGUGGGCCGUCUGCACACGCUGCUGACAGGAUUCAAAUACAGACCCAGCAUGAGACUCAGAGACAUAUUCAGAUCUUGUCUAAGAGACCCCAGUGAGUCCAUAGCAGCAAGGCUGAAGGACAUGUCAGAGAUUUUUCUUCAGAAUUAUGAGGGAACAGGAGAGGAGAACAAGAACCUGGCAAGAGAUGUUGCAGUGAAGUAUUUUUGCUUGGCUGAGGCACUUUAUUACAAAUCACUGGAAGUGAUCAUCAACCAGGAGAAGAAAAGGCUUGGAGACGUGGACCUGUCUGGCAUUCUAGAGCAGGACGUAUUCCAUCGGUCACUGAUUGCCUGCUGUCUGGAAAUCGUCAUCUUCUCAUAUAGACCACCCGGAGAGUUUCCCAGAGUCCUGAAAAUCUUUGACCUCCCUGCUUAUCACUUUUACAAGGUGAUUGAGGUGUUGGUACGGGCGGAGGAGGGUCUUUUCCGGGAGGUAGUCAAACAUCUGAACCAUGUUGAGGAGCAGGUAUUGGAAUCCUUGGCAUGGAAAGGAAACUCCCCGCUGUGGGAGAGCAUCCGAGAGGCCAAGAACUGCGUUCCAGCCUGCCAGGAGGUAAUGCCUCCUCAACACCUGGAAGACGGUUCAGUAAACAACACACACACUCCCAACAAAAGUGAGUUCAGCAGUAAUAUCGCAGGAGCAGGAAAAGGAGUUUCUCCAUCCCCUACAUCUCUCCAUGACCGCUAUAGCUCGCCCCCUACUGGCACGGCCUGUCGUCGCCUCUUUGUCGAUGGAGAAACAACCUCUGAGCCUGCUCAACCUGUCAAAAUGGCCCAACCGUCUCUGGUCAGCCCCAUCCCAGCCGGACAGACUGUGGUCACCAUGGCAACAGCUACUGUCACAGCAAACAACGGCCAGACUGUCACCAUACCCGUUCAAGGAAUAGCAAAUGAGAGUGGUGGCAUCACAUUUAUCCCGGUGCAGGUGAGCGUGACGGGUCAGAGUGGGGGGGCUCUGCCAACCCUCAGUGCCCAGGCUCUGACGGGCACCCUGACCGCCCAUCAGCUGACGGCAACGGCCACAGGCACAGUCCAGAACAACCCCAGCCCUGCCAAACAGGACAAGAAGAACCCUCAGCAGGGAACACCCACCAAACGAGCACAAAAGACCGGCUCUCUCUGCCUGUUCUUCCGCAAGGUAUAUCACCUCGCUAGUGUGCGUCUCAGAGACUUGUGUGCUAAACUGGACAUUAGCGCAGAUCUGCGCAGGAAGAUCUGGACAUGUUUUGAGUACUCACUAGUGCACUGCACUGACCUGAUGAUGGACCGACAUCUGGACCAGCUCCUCAUGUGUGCCGUUUACGUCAUGACUAAGGUGACGAAAGAGGACAAGUCCUUUCAGAACAUCAUGAAGUGCUACAGAUCUCAACCUCAGGCCAGCAGCAGUGUGUACAGGAGUGUGUUGAUCUCUGGGAGAAGGAGACGCCACUCAGGAAACAGUGAAAACACCCACAGACAAUGCUCACCCACCGAAGGAGGACAAGAACAAGCCAGCGGUGAGAGCAGUCCCGUGUCCAUGCGCUCCAGCAGUACUCUGCCCAUUCCCCAGCCCAGCAGCGCCCCCUCCACCCCGACCCGGGCCCCUGGGGGCCCCCAAGAGCAGGAGGAGGAGAGGGGAGACCUCAUCCGUUUCUACAACCACGUCUACAUCAAACAGAUCAAACCAUUUGCUCUGCGUUACUCCAGCAAUUCACCGAAAAAUGGGGCUGAAGCUCCUCCCCUUUGUCCAUAUCCGUCACUCCGCAUUGGCUCUCCACGCCGAGUCCUCCUGUCCCACAAUCACUCCAUCUACAUCUCUCCACACAAGACCGGCAGCCCAAUUUCUCCACGAGACAAGAUCUUCUACUACGUCAGCUCCAGCCCAUCUAACCGCCUGAGAGAGAUCAACGUCAUGAUCCGUACGGGCGAGACGCCCACUAAGAAGCGAAGUAUCGCCCUGGAAGAAGAGCAGCAGUCUCCCGCCAAAAGACUCUGCCAGGAGAACCAGACGGCCCUGCUCAGACGCCUACAGGACGUGGCCAACGACCGCAGCUCCUCCCACUGAUGUGUCCACAACACCCGAAAGACAAAGCCACCCCAAAAUACAUUGAUUCAUUUACCCAAAGCCAAUCAAACAUGCUAUUUAUAUUUAAAGGAAUAGUUCACACCAAAAAACAAACAAACAAAAUCGCUCAUUAUUCUGUUUCUUAAUCUUAAUUCCCGUGACUUAUUAAUUCAUGCUCACUUUCUAUUAAUUCAUUCCCUCGUUUGAGGUAAAUCAUGGCCAUGUUGUACCUAUUUGUUCCCUUGUUUUAAUUUAAAAGCUAAAAAAUGGCCACAAUUUAACUAAAACGAGGGGGCAAAUUAGUACAACAUGGCCACGAUUUACCUAAAAUGAGGAAAUUAAUUAAGAAUUUGUUCCCAUUAAUUCAUCACCAAGUUCUGCUAAUUAGUUCCCUCAUUUUGGGUAAAUCACGGCCAUGUUGUACUAAUUUGUUCCCUCGUUUUAAUGAUAACUACGAUAUGGGUUAUGUGCAAUAAUCUUCCAUAUUCUGUAAAGCAGGUCACAUCACUUCCGGUUCAGGUCUUCAUUAAAUAUAACGCUGUUUUACUCAAGACGCCUUCAAAGGAUCGAGCAUAACCGAUGUCCAUCGCAUAUGCACAUUGAUAUCUAAAAGUUUUUUAUUUUUCUUCUUCUCGCUCAUAUGAUGCUUUUUAAUGUUUUCCUUUUCCUUUAGUGUGUGAUGUAUCUGUUUGUGCAUGUAUACAAUCUACAAAGCUCAUAGUGUCCCACAAAGUGAUUUAUUCUAGAGAACGCUGAUCUAGACCUGCCUAAAACGAUACAAGUCCAGAUAUUACUUCCUCAAACGUCAACGUCACAAUGUGAAAUAAUAGCAUAACGCCUGCCCUAAGGCAUAACCAUAGAAAGAAGAUGAAGCUUCAGUAAAUUAUAGUGUUGUCGCCAUGUCGCUGUGUGUUUGGAUGCAAAAACAAAACCGCUUUUUUAUUCAUGCCAGGCCAGUAGGUGGCGAUGUCACUUUGUAAAGAAACACUACGUGCCUGUAGACUGAACAGGUAAUACGCGUGAACAUUUGUUUUCACAAAUUAACGUUUUUUUUUACAUGAAGAUAAUAACGGUAUUGUUUUCAAAAACUUGCAGUUUGAAUCACGUUUUCAAAAGUUUGCAUUUUCAGGCCCCCAAAACGUAAAUGAAUGGCCAAAAUGCAUUCCGAUCGAUCGGCUUGAUCAUCCGCGUUUUCAGAAUCCGACUCAGGCUUGAACUGAUACGGUAAUACUGAUGAAAUUAUUGUGUGUUUACAGUUGCUUUAGAAGGUAAGGGCUGUUACAUUUCCGACACACAGGCUUGAGGUAUUUGUCCAUUCACAAGUUAAUGCACUGGCCAAUCAGAGCACUCUGAGCUUUUCGGAAGGAGGGGCUUUGUAGAAACCAGAGCGUUCAGACAGACUGGGAAUAGAGGAGCUGCUAUAAUGUACAGCAUGUGAAAAAUAACAUGUUUUUGAACAUUAAAGCAUGUUAAAUUAUUCUAUUACACCCUAUAAAAAAAUUAUGAACUUUUAAAAUAGUAUGAUAUGACCCCUUUAAAACUGAAUAAAACACCAACAACAAUGAUAAAAAUAACUAAACAGGUUAGCUGAUGACUUUAAAGUCCAUAGAUAGCCGUCCUGUCUUCCUGUUGGUUCAUGUGACGUUCGACAUGAAGCCUAUUUACCUUAAAAUGAGGGAAUGACUGAAUUAAUAAUAAUAAUUCACAGCCACGUUUUGUUGUUUUCCCUCCACAUGUCAUGUGUGAGGCUUCUUACUAUCCUUUGGAAAACAGCUGUUUGAAGAUUUGUCAAAAUAUUAGUAAAAAAACAUAUAUUUUCGGUGAAAUAUUCCUUUAAAGCCAUUUUUCAUCAACAAAUUGGCUAAAAAAAGAAAAGAUCACCAUCUAAUUAAUCACAAUAAAAAAUGAUCAGCCACAACAAAGUCCCUUUAAAAAAAAGUCUGUUCACUCGGCGGCCAUAUUUGCAACGCCUCCGGGCAGCUAUUUCGGGCAUCCAAGACCAAGUCCUAUCUAUUUGAAUGGGGGUAUCCUGAAAUCUCAACAACUCCCAAUUAAAUUACAUAUUUCAAAUCAGCAACAAAAUCUGACAUUAACCAUCUCAUAAAUGUUGUUUCUUGUGCUAAAAUAGCAUUAAAAAAGCAUUUAAAAAUUUUCAGGCUAGACGAGCCAAUGCGCAUGUGCAGUCCUAUGGGCGAGUCUCAGGUUUCUAUGGGAACCGGAGCUUCUAACGGCAGCUGCAGUGACGCAAUGAAUUUAUCAAUCAGCGAUUGGCUCUUUUUCUUAAAAGGCGGGACGUAUUCCAUCAUAUAGAGUGGUGCAGGUAUUACGUCACUUUGUAGGCCAACCCGGAAGUUAGCGGCGCACGGGUUCCCUCGAUCGAAAGCCUAUGCAUUUUUCCCAUAGACUUUUGGAAAAUCGCAAAAAAUAAGCUCUGUGUUUAACAAAGGGUUAUGAUACUUGCACGUUUUGUCCAUCAAGAUAAUUUUCGCAGAUGAACAUAACUUUUAUGAGGUUUGAAGCCUAAAUGCAGUGGCCAGAAGUAAAAAGCUAAAGGUAGGCUAUAAACGAACUACACCACGGUUGCUCGACUUCAGCGUCACCAUCGCUAAGCUUCCGACAACUCUUUCAGUUUUUAUCUAAAAACAUUUUCCCAGAAUGUUUGAGUUAGAAUAGUUUAUAAGCAUAUUAUGAGCAUAAUGAGGCUGUAAAAGCAGACUGAGCUUACCUUCUCAGAGUGAUGACGAUUAAUGUCCCCGACUGCCUGUGUAGUCCCAUUUAGCCACUUGUUAGCAACCGCCUUUUUCAAGACACUUAACAGCUUAAAAAAAAUCACAAGUGGGCUGAUGCAUUUUAUGUCAUAGAAUAAAACGUGAAACUGUCUUGAGCUUGCAUUCACCACAGACCUUAUUUCAGCCAUUUAACCAAAAUCCCAUUCAAAAAACCCAUUGACUUCGGGGCGAUGGAACCGGAAGUGCUAAAAUGCUAACUCACUUCCGCAUUUUGGCCUACAAACUGAUGUCAUAUCUGCACCACACUCUAUUGCGCGUUGCAGUUUCUUCCAUUCAUAAACUGAACGUCUGGCCACAAUCAACCAAUGACAUUCAGCUCAGAUAUUUUUGAAGCUAAAAGAGUAUUUUAUAGACCUAGACUUUGCUUAAAAUGCUCGGAUGUGUCAUAAGACUGAAGGAGAUUUGAAGCACUUAACAACAGAUUUGUUUGCAAAUCUUGCUCUGUGUUUACCGUGCGUGUUUUAUAAAGAGUUAUUUUUCAUAAAGAGUUUUAUAAUGUAUAGUGUCAAGAGAUGUAUGUGCACUCUAUGUGUCUGUGGAUUUACUGUCUUGUUUGUUUGUACUGCUGGUUUAUAUAUUUAUGCUAUUUUUCUAACUUUAGACGAAUAACAUCAGGUAACAAUCGUGUUAAUAGUAGAUGGCGAGUGCUUGACGUCGUAUUUAUUUUGUUCUCUGCAUGUAUUAGAUGUGUUAGAAACUUAUUUCCUUUUCAGUUCGGAAAGGAUUUUUUUGUAGUUUAUGCUUGUAAACGUAAGAAAAUGUUUCCUUCCUACAUUUCUGAAAAAAAAAAAAAAAAUGAUGUGUGUUUGUUGUAAGUGCCUUUUCUCCUGAACCUUUUGCCUUUCCUGAUAAUCUCUGUGCUUUACUCUAUCACAGCAGCCCAGCAUUAAAUUAUGAUCCAACAUUAAUAAAAUAAUAAUAAAAAAGA
Molecule: messenger RNA, 7144 nt
Organism: Ctenopharyngodon idella (grass carp)
Lineage: Eukaryota; Metazoa; Chordata; Actinopteri; Cypriniformes; Xenocyprididae
Gene: rbl2
Product: retinoblastoma-like 2 (p130)
Exons: 22
Coding region: 191-3427 (1078 amino acids)
Biological process (GO): negative regulation of G1/S transition of mitotic cell cycle; regulation of transcription by RNA polymerase II; cell differentiation
Cellular component (GO): chromatin; nucleus; transcription regulator complex
Molecular function (GO): RNA polymerase II transcription regulatory region sequence-specific DNA binding
Source: RefSeq, a predicted model, not a curated record